CGUGGAUCGCAGCGACUGACCUGCGGCAGGGACGCGCUUUAUUUAUAAAUCCGUGCGGAACGUUCGUGCGACAGCUGGGUUUCCCGGUCGCUUUUACUUGAACAGCGCGCGCUGUCGCCGCCGGUGUGUAAUCCUCGGUGGUGUGUGUGUGUGUGUGUGUGUGUGUGUGUGCGUCGUAUACAUCGGUGAAAUCGAAAAAGCAUUCUGUUCUCGACGAGCCACACGCAUCGCUCAGCCAUGCGUUUUCAAGGUGAGAGGAGUUUCUCGACUUAGGCUAAGAUGUCACAUCACAGCGACGACAACAUGCUGAUAGCGACGUCGGACUCGUUCUGGGAGCCAGGCAAUUACAAGCGCACCACAAAGAGGAUUGAGGACGGGCACAAGCUCUGCGACAGUCUAAUAGCGUUGGUCCAGGAAAGGGCGGAGAUCGAGAAGAGCUAUGCCAAGGCGCUGAAGAAUUGGUCGAAGAAUUGGAACGACAAGAUCGAGAAAGGACCCGAAUAUGGUACCACCGAGGCGGCGUGGAAGGGCGUCCUCGUGGAAUCCGACAGACUUUGCGAUCUUCACCUCAGGGUCAAGGAGAAUCUCUGCAACGAUAUUAUCCAGCAGGUGAAGACGUGGCAGAAGGAUACGUACCACAAGUCGAUGAUGACACUAAAGGAGCGCAAGGAAAUGGAGGACGCGUUCAAGAAGGCUCAGAAGCCGUGGGCAAAACUCCUGCAGAAGGUCGAGAAAGCCAAGUCGGAGUACCACAACAGCUGUAAAACCGAGCGAACGGCGGCGAACAUGGAGAGGAACGCCUCGGCGGACAGUUCCCUCUCCCCGGAUCAGAUGGCCCGAGGCUCUGAAAACGUGAAGAAGAUGCAGGACAGGGUGCAGAAAACGAAGGAGGAGGUGCAAAAGGCGAAAGAGAAAUACGAGGCGGCGCUUCAGGAAAUCAAUCAGUACAAUCCAAAGUACAUGGAGGACAUGACGCAAGUGUUUGAGAAGUGUCAGGAGAUGGAAGCGCAGCGACUUCAGUUCUUCAAAGACGUCUUGUUCGGUAUUCACAAGUGUCUGAAUAUCUCGCAGGAUCCAGUGCUUCCGCAAAUAUAUGAGGAGUUCUAUCACACGAUAAACAACGCCGACCACGAAAAAGACCUCAAAUGGUGGUCCAAUAAUCAUGGCGUAAAUAUGGCUAUGAAUUGGCCGCAGUUCGAGGACUACACAGAGGAGUUCCGCGAGAUCACGAAGGGCUCGAAGUCAAAGGAGGCGCUCCCGGCAGGCUCCAUCACUCUCAUCAAUCAACGCCCGGUCGGCGAGGAUCUGCAUGAAUUUCCGCCAGUGAAUAAUAAAUCAAAAUCGAAGUCCGCCGGCCGAGUGAUAUCAGCGGACGGCAAUCACGGGGACAGUAAAACGGACACGAUAACUUCCACCAAGCAGUCCUCGGAAAAGAAUAACCACGAGACCGACAACGGCAACAGGACCUCGACGAUCACUAACGGCACUAACGCCAAACAAGAGUCAAAUCCAUUCGAGGAGGAGGAAUGGGAUGAGGAUGGUGGUGAGCCACUGGUCGAUAAUGGAGAACCCGGAGUUCCUGUACGAGCGUUGUAUGAUUACGAAGGAGCGGAAGCGGACGAGCUCACUUUUAAACAAGGAGAUGUAUUCGAGAAGCUAGAAGAUGAGGACGAGCAAGGGUGGUGUAAAGGAAGAAAGGACGGCAGAGUCGGCCUCUAUCCAGCGAAUUACGUAGACCUGGUAUCGCAAUAAAUUAACGAUAUAAAGCCAAAUCCACAAGUUCGUUAGCUACUUAAUGUGUAAACUUCGCGAAAAAAGUGAAAUUUUCGCAUUUCGUUUCUCCUCGCUGUUUUCUUAUAUAGCGAGUUGAAAUGUACGAAGUCGUGGAACGCCAGUUUCGCGCCGUAUGCAAGGAAACGAUACGAUGAACGGGAUGAUACGUUAGAUGAGAAACGGGUUAAAACUCGAAGUCUGACUUCCAGACAAACGAGUUUUUCAGAGUUUUUCGAACUACUAGGCGCGAACGAAUUGUCUGCAUUUAUUGAGUCGUGUAAACGUCGAGAAGCGAUUUCGUUCAGAGAUCCUUCUGCAGCGUCGGGGGCAACUAGCAGAGUUAUAAUUUAAAUGAACAGCUUUCCACACAAAGAUUUCCUCUCACACUCACUCAAAAUGAAAUUCGUUUCUAGAUAGCUAGGUUAGACGAAAUCCCCGCGCUAGUUAGUUUCAGUGGAUAAACAUGGAUUACACGUGUGUCGCGCGCAUAUAACGAGUUAAGUAUUGGAAUAUUGUACAAUCAUACGAUUGAUGACUCAUUACCAUUGUUAUAAAUUAAGAAUCUUUUGGCUGCUGCGACGAGAGUUCUAUUUAAUUUAUUGUUAUUAAAAGAAAAGUGUACUAUUAAAGCAACUAAUGUCUAUCUGAAUGGUGUCAUUGUACAUAAUAGAUAUAAGAGCAUAGUAGUAUGUGAAGUUAUCAUGGUCGUUUAACAAAUUUGAAGCGUUAAAGUAUACUUGAAGCGUGCGAGCAUAUAAACGACACGAGACUUUGAAUUACGUAUAAAAUUAUAACAUACGGAAUAAAGAAAUUCGGGACCCAGAAAAGUCGAUAGAAAUGUUCUAUUUAUCAAUGGAACCUUAUAGUUGAUGAUAAUUUGAUAAAACGAAUUUGAUGAUUUGCCACGAGAGAAUGCUCGGGCAAUAAGAAUAUAAAUUAUGAAUGUUACGUUGUAUCGAAAGAAUAUUUUCAUCUAAAAUAUGUUGUGUACAUAAUUUGUUUUUAUAUAGGUCCGAUAAUAUUAGGAAAUCGUUUCUUAGAGAAAACAUUGAAGUUUAGUUUUUAUUGAAUCGAAAACGAUGAUUCUUGUAUAUUUCGAACUUGCUAUAUAAUAUGUGGAAAAAGAAAAAAUAUAUUAAAAUAUCUCCUAUUAAAAUCAUUAUUAUACUUGAAUAAGUGUAAUAUCUAUCGAGUGAAAAUAUCACAUGUGUGUGUAUCAAGUGAAAUUAAUUUUUCUGGGGAUCUAAAUACAUAAAAUACAGCAUGAAUCAUCAUGUAAGAAAUAAUGCAUAUAGUUAACACACUUUUGUUUCAAGAAACCCCAAUUUAUCUUGUAAAAGAUAUUUUUAAAUUAUUUAACUGCAGUCACAGAGGUAUUUGAUUUACGAUUAUUGUAAUACGUAUUGAAGAAAAAGCAAGGUAUUCAUUACGAAUACAUUGUGUCUAUGUACACAGUAUUUAUGUAAAUAUCGUAGAGUAUAGCGAAAUUUUUAAUUCUGACUCAGUCUGACUGAUUUUUAUAAUCAUUCAUUUAUUAGUCCUCCAAAUUAAUUUUUGUGAAGUGUUCACGACUCCAUACAGUUGUUAAGUAGAUUCUAGCUUGUGUAUAAAAUUCAUUAUGUAUGUCUAAUAAAUGAUACUUAUACAUAA
Molecule: messenger RNA, 3423 nt
Organism: Odontomachus brunneus
Lineage: Eukaryota; Metazoa; Arthropoda; Insecta; Hymenoptera; Formicidae
Gene: Synd
Product: protein kinase C and casein kinase substrate in neurons protein 1
Exons: 10
Coding region: 280-1752 (490 amino acids)
Biological process (GO): plasma membrane tubulation; cytoskeleton organization; regulation of endocytosis
Cellular component (GO): cytoplasm; plasma membrane; endosome
Molecular function (GO): protein binding; phospholipid binding
Source: RefSeq, a predicted model, not a curated record